UGCUUCCCCUGUGCAAGUGGAGGAUGUCCCCAGAUGGGUGACUAUGCUGAUCAAUUCUCUGGAAAAAUUAGUGGAGUGGGCCGGAAAUUUUAUUUAAAUACUGGCAAUGCCAGUAAUUUUGCUCGGUGGAGGUAUCAGGUAGCCGUCACGCUGUCUGGAAAGUCCAUUACAGAACACGUGCUCAUUUCUUUGUUUGGAAAUGGAGGGAACUCUAAGCAAUAUGAAAUUUGGGCUCUCUCCAACCAGGAAAGACUCAUACUAAUGACCUUGAUUCUGACGUGGACGUCGGGGACAUAGAGAAGGUU
Molecule: messenger RNA, 305 nt
Organism: Fukomys damarensis (Damara mole-rat)
Lineage: Eukaryota; Metazoa; Chordata; Mammalia; Rodentia; Bathyergidae
Product: pancreatic triacylglycerol lipase-like
Exons: 3
Coding region: 34-297 (87 amino acids)
Molecular function (GO): protein binding
Source: RefSeq, a predicted model, not a curated record